Physella acuta is the source of this 5028-nucleotide messenger RNA. RefSeq names its product inositol polyphosphate 5-phosphatase K. Gene Ontology annotation, cellular component: ruffle; plasma membrane; cytoplasm. Gene Ontology annotation, biological process: phosphatidylinositol dephosphorylation. The record is from RefSeq and is a predicted model, not a curated record. Gene Ontology annotation, molecular function: phosphatidylinositol-4,5-bisphosphate 5-phosphatase activity. NCBI's taxonomy places the organism in Eukaryota, Metazoa, Mollusca, Gastropoda, Physidae.
UUCUAUGAUGAUCAGCACAGAAUGGCCCAGAUCUCAAGAUCUAAAUGACAACAACUGGGCAUAUCUUAUAAAUCUUAGACUCUUGUCUAGUCUAGGUCUUAUAUUUGGAGCGUUGUAGCCUAGAUCUAGAUCUAGCUAGAGUCUUAGACACAUUUUUUACAAUGUCCCCUAGAUCUAGAUCUGGUUGACAUGAAACAUAUUAUUUAUUAAAAAAUUAAAUACAAACCAGGAAACUGGGACAGGAAACCAAUCUCAGAAUCGAGGAUUCUUCUACUUACUAGAUCUAGUGACUCAGUGAGUUACUAGAUUCUAGAUCUAGAUCUAGAUCUAGAAAUCUAGAAAAUCUAGCCUAACAGUAACUAUUACAAGUGCUUUUGUUUUGCUACUAUAGAGUGGAAUUAAAAAGCAUGAUGCCAUAAAGGAGUUAACAACUAAACAAACAACCAGAAUGGAGUAUAUAACACAUCCUGCAUCUGCUGCCUAUUCAUCUAUUACAUCUGCCUUUUUCAAUUUAUUCUCAAGAAAAGAAUCAAUUUUUAAAAGGCCUGAACAGCUUAGAAUAUAUUUAGUUACCUGGAAUGUUAAUGGAAAACCACCACCUGACAAUUUUACUGAUCUCCUUCAACUCAAAGCAGACCCCUUGCCUGACUUGUAUGCCAUUGGAUUACAAGAGGCUGGCUCACACAACUGGGAUGGUGCCUUGUCUUCUGCCCUUAAACCUCAUAAUUAUGUUAAGGUCAAAAGUCGACAGCUGGUUGGAAUAUUUACAAUUGUGUAUGUUAAAAGAAGCCGCUUACCCUGGGUGACCAGUGUGGAGUCUGAACUUACAAAGACAGGAUUUGGUGGAUAUUAUGGUAACAAAGGAGCCUCCAGUAUACGGCUGGAUAUCUUAGGGACAAACUUAAUAGUUGUCAAUUGUCACCUGCCUGCACAUCAGGAGAACAUAAAUGACAGACUCUCAAAUGUUGAGCAAAUUUUGAGUUCACAAAAGUUUAAAGAUCAAGACAGUGACAAUAUAUUGGAUCAUGAUUAUGUAUUUUGGAUGGGAGACACUAACUUUCGAGUUGAUAACACACCAUAUAAGAAAGCUGUUGAGUUGGUCAAACAGAGGAAAUAUGAUGAGCUCUUACAGCAGGAUCAGUUGAAGGCAGUCAUGAAAUCAGGACUACUCUUCCCAGACUUUAAAGAGGGGAAUAUUGAUUUCGCACCCACAUACAAGUUUGACCCAGGAACUGAUACAUAUGACACAAGUUCAAAGCAGCGAGUCCCAUCCUACACGGACAGGAUUCUAUACUUCUCCCAUGAUACAACCUACGGGGACAUCAAGGUCCAAAUUGAACAGUUGCACUAUAGGAGUCAUCCUGCGUAUAAACAGAGUGAUCACAAACCCGUCUCCUCUCUCUUUCAGUUUAAUGCGCUGUCCAAAAACUACCCCAAUCUAAUAACCUUUGUAUCACAAGAAACAACGUGGAAUAAGAAGAAGGACAACAUUAUACGAUAUUCUGCAAGGAAAGAUUUCAAAAUUUUGUCUGGUGAUUGGAUAGGAUUAUAUGAGGAAACAUUCCAAGAUUUUGACUCAUUUGUCACCUACAGCUGGGCUGGUAGUAGGCCACAGAGUGACAGCUCCGCCCCCAUUUCUGUUGUAUUUGCCAGUAGUCAAUUGACUACCCUGCCACCAAAAAAAUACGUCCUUUGCUAUUUAACAAAAAAGGGCUCUCUUUGUGGUGUUAGCCAGCUUAUAACAAUAGCAUAGUCCUAGUAAUCAGGUGACUGCUGUGGAUACAAGAACAAAACAAUUUUGAUUGUCUACCAUUGUGAAUGAGCUGAAGCCACCCCUUGCCAUUAGUAGUGAUUUUGUAUGAAGUACACCAGUUUUUUAACUUUGAUUUGGAUACAUUGUUUGACUGUUACAUUGAUUAGUACAGGGUAUAUGUAACCAUGGUAUACUAUAGCAGCUAUAGGAGAAAUGGUUAUUUUUUUUUUGGAGAGUAAAGUAAUUUUAAUUUAGUUUAUCACUAUGUGGUAAAUUUUAGUUUUUUUUAAUCUUACAACCAUAUGAAAAACUAAUGUAUCAUCAGUACAUAUUUUAGGUCAAGGUGCUUUUUUUUACCUUUAUUUUUUUUUUUGUGUCCUUGCUUAUUUUGUAAACAAUAGUUUUAAAUAUUUUUUCGUUAAAGAAUCUUUUUAUUGCCACUUUUAAAGUUUUAGGUUGCAAAAAUAUAUUUACUACUAUAUGAGUUUUAAUUAGAACAUCAUAAAAAUUCUUAAGCCAAAAAAAAAACAAAAUCAUGUACAUUUAAAUUUUUAAAUUUAAAAUUAUUUAUUUUUCACUUUUAAAGCUAUACUGAAAUUAAAAUAGUUUAUGCUGUAUUGCAAAUAAUUUUUAUUUAGAAGUGAUAAUGAGUUAAACGACUUUGUACACAAAUCUAUAUUUUUCAAUGAAGAAAAGGAACACAGCUUACACUCUUUGCUACUCAUAUAUUGUGUUGACAUAGCAUAUUUGAUAAAUGUGUCACAUGACCUGAAGCAGCAUUAGUAACCAUGUAUUAGCCUGACCUGUGACCUUUAUCCUACAUGUGCAUCAUUAUGUUGUCAUACCAGUAUAGAUCUCACAGCUGUUAUCAAACAGACCAGCAGUACUUUUAUAACUGUCUGUUUUGUAUAGAGAUAUAAAAUGUUGUACUUACAGGGUCUGACUAUUGGAACUUCUAAUCUUUGUCUCAUGUCUCACAUACGCUAAUCAAGAUCAAUAAUAUAAGAGAAUAAUAUAACAUAAUAACCACGUAACCUAAGGCAUUUGUUGUUACAUUUUUACUUAUAAUCUCAGACUAUUUUUUUUUAAUGUGAUUAUCUGGGAAAAAAAGACACCUAAUGGUAAAACAGUUUUUAAAAAAUGUAAAAAUUAAAUAAUUUUAAUAAAUUUUUAUUUACUUUGUUUCAUGAAAAAUUGACUAUAUGAAACUGCUGAAAAUAUGCACAACUUUAUUGGCAUUCAUAUUAAUGGCUGUAAUUGGAUUUAAUUUUAAAAUCAAAUUUUUUAAAAAUAGUUUUUAGAUGACAUAUGAGAACUGUUUAUUGGUUCUCUUUUAAAGCUAGAUCUAAUGUUAACAGUUUCAGUUGUUUGUGUUGUGUAUGUAGAAUCUCUAUGGUCUAUUUGUAUGUCAAAGAAUAGCAGAUUUUCCCCACAUAUCUUGACACUUUUAAAAAUGUUAUCUAUAUGAACCAAAAUUUUCAGGCAGCUUUUAAAUAUAAACAAUUUAAUUUUUUAAACUGCAUUCAAAUAGUAAUACAUAUCUUUUUUUGUAAAUUAACCUAAUUUUUUGUGGUUUUAUUUUUUUAACUUAUAGGUCUAAUUGUUUGUGGUCACCAUCUUAGGAACUUGUGCUAUAUAUAUUUUGUCUUUUUAAUUAAGAAUAUGAAUUUUUUCAUUUACUAACUUGAUUAUUUUCAUUUUUUUUUUGCAUCUGAAUUCAAUUUUCCUGCUUUUUUAUCUUUAAAAAAUUAGAGUAGUUGAUUGUUUAUUUUAGAUAGAAGUGUUGUUUAAAAUAGCCCACAAUUAUAAUGAAUGAUAAAAAUUGUUUUAGGAAAUGAAGUAGAAAAGAUGCAUAGAGUUUUAAAACAUUUUAGAAUAUCCUUACCGUUGUUGUAUACAAGUGUGUUAAACCUCAGAAAAUUAGGUUUUGAAUAUCAUUUCAUAAUCUUUUUGUUGCAAAAUUUUUCUAUUUAUGUUGUAAAGUUGAUAUUAGAUAAAUAGAAGAAAUUAUUAAUAACAACCUCUGGAGGCUGAAACCACAUUAAAUAUUUCUUUCUUAACAUACACAUAUAAUGUUUUAUUAUAUGUAUGGAUAUACUUUUUGCAUUUAUAUAUAUAUAUAUCAUAUUAAUAUGCGCUCACUGAAAUUUUUUUUAAUGUCUUUUACAAUAAAGCACAAAAUUGGUAAAACAAAAUAUUCUAUACAUUUGCUGUAUCAUUUUUUUUAGUUCAGUUUUAACUUAGUUUUUUUUUCUUAAUUUUCAUAUUUUUAAUUUGUUGUACAUUUGCUUUUAUUUCUGUUGAAUUUUAUUUGGUCCUUGUAUAAAAUAGAAUGCAUUUGUGAUAAAUGGGCUACUGAAGUAGAGCUGUUUAAAAAUCCUAAUGGUUUAAGUAUCAAAAUCAAGCAUUCUUUAAAGGGGAUUUUACAUGUUACUUUUCGUUAUUUACAAUUGUGAUAUAAAAAUAAAUAAAUUUCACUCAGUACUUAUUAACUACCUUAUGAAAGAUUACCAAUAAAUGCCAAGAAUUUUUUUUUUGCCUUCCCUAAGUUAAAGUUAAAAUGUUAUUGUUUAUAGCCCCUAAAAAGGUAUAAAAUAGUGUAUUUUUAUAGUCCAUUAUAAAAAUACAAAAUAUUUUGAAUAUAAAAACUUGAAUAAUUAUAUUAUUAAUCAUGUAUAAUUGUUCAAAAGUUGUUUCAAAUAUAUGCAAACUAUCUUUAACUAUUUUAUUAUAUUAUUCUUUGUUGCUGUGAUAAGCUUGCCUCUGUGCUAUACAAGUCAGUCUGUUCUGUAUAAUAAACUGGUCUAAUUGCUUUACACUCACCUCAGCCUCCUAUUUAUUCUAUUUAACAAUCUUUUGCCUGCUCAUUUCUAAGUCUAAAGACUAGUUUUGUAUUGCUCAAUAAAUCUUCUGUCCCUGUACUGGGUGUUGACCUGAUUUAUUUGUCUUGUCUAUUUUGCCCAACUUUCUGGUGAUAGAGGAUGAUCACAUUUAAUAAAUACUGCAGUGUAUUGCAUAAAACUUGUAGAUAUCUAGAAUAAUUUUGUUUUGUUUUUAACUUUGUAUUUAAAGAUAAUUUAGAAAUUGUUAUAAAAAAUAUAUAAAACCUUUGUCUCUGGGCUGUCUCUUUUACACUGUGUUAUUGCCUGCAUAGAUUUAUAGAAUUUUUAAUGUUAACUUACCUGUUUUUAUCUUUAUGCAUUUUAAUUUGAGAAUCAUUCUUCUAGCUUGCAAUGAAAAAAUAAAUAUUUUUAAUAAAAGACUUAUUUUCCUGC